Messenger RNA from Apiotrichum porosum, 2292 nucleotides. RefSeq lists its product as uncharacterized. Gene Ontology annotation, biological process: DNA-templated transcription; regulation of DNA-templated transcription. Gene Ontology annotation, cellular component: nucleus. Bases 1 to 2292 code for a protein of 763 amino acids. Gene Ontology annotation, molecular function: DNA binding; DNA-binding transcription factor activity, RNA polymerase II-specific; zinc ion binding. The transcript has 7 exons. NCBI's taxonomy places the organism in Eukaryota, Fungi, Basidiomycota, Tremellomycetes, Trichosporonales, Trichosporonaceae. The record is from RefSeq and is a predicted model, not a curated record.
AUGACGCCCAAGACGGCGAGCGAGUCGUCCGCAACCCCAACUGGAGCCGCCUCAUCCACCGCAGCACGCCGCGUUAAGGGAAAGCGCACUCGAACAGGAUGCUUGACAUGUCGCGCGCGCAAGGUCAAGUGUGAUGAAGCGCCGGGAACGUGUGGGAACUGUGAAAGAGUGCUCUUGGCCUGCCGAUGGCCCCAAGUGCGCAAUGUUCUCGAUGAUCGCGCCACUGCUUCCUCUGCUGCUGUCAAGCUUGAGGUCCCCGAUGGACAAGCGUCCAGCAUCGGACCGAUCCGUCGUAAUCGCCAAGCCGCGUGUUCUGCUUGCCGUAUUGCGCGCUGCAGAUGUUCUCAAGAGCGGCCAUCGUGUGCCCGUUGCGUGGAGCAUGGUACUUCGUGCGAGUAUACGGCCGACAGGGCGCAAUCCCAUCAACAGAGCGGCCUCACACCAAGCAGUGCAGAGGCGUCUCCGACGGACGAGCACGACCGUUAUGGCAACUCGCUACAUGGUAUCCCUCGUGCCACGCUCGACCGACACAUUGACGCCUUCUUCACCUACGUGUAUCCCGUCCAAGCCAACGCCGUCGUGCAUCGCUCGACUCUGAUGCGUGAUAUUGCCGAUAAAAAGGCAGCGGCGAAGUUGGUGUAUGCUAUCUGCGCUGCGGCAAACCGCUUUGUUGAAUCGGGAGUGACUCCUUCAAGUGCGCCAACAACUGUUCCGACGAUCAAGGGCACCCCGAUGGCAAACGGGUGGGCGGACAAGGCUAAAGCGAGCCUCCUGUCCGAGGAUGCUACUCCGGACAGCGUUGCCGCCGCCCUCAUCCUCGCCAAACACGACAUCUUCGCGGGGCGGUUCAGCCAGGCCUUUAUCCUCGGCGGCACAGCGACGCGCAUGGCGCUGCAGCUCAAGCUUCACCACGAGGUUGAGCCCGACAACCCGAUGUCCAGGACUGAACGUGAAACGCGUCGUCGCCUGAUGUGGGGCUGCUACUCGCUGGACCGCAUGAUGUCAACAGGAGUGCCCGAGUAUUUGGCCACACCGGCUCAGCACCUCAAGAUCCGCAUUCCCUGCGACGACCAGCAGUAUCUCUUUGGAAUCGCAACCAACACGCCAAUCCCGAGAAUUGAAAGCGAGCAUCCCGACGAGGCUGAUCCGGCACAAUGGGAAGGGGUUGGUAUCUUUGGACUUCACGUUCGUCUGUAUGGCAUUCGCACCAUGAUCUUGCGGGUUUCCCGCAACCGCGACCCCUCCGACCUACCCGCCUGGGAUCCAUCGUCUCUGUUUGUCGCUGCCGAGCGCAAGCUCAGCGCUUGGAAGGCAUCCCUGUCUCCCCAGUUCCAGUUCAACGCCGACACCAUCUAUGCGCGCAAGAGCCAGAAUGAGCUCUCUGGUCUCGUCAUGCUCCACGUCUGGUAUCACCAAAACCUGGCCGAACUCACUCGGCUGGCUAUGCCCGGAUUCAACGAGAGUCUGGAACCAGUCGUUGCCGCGACUGCGCCGCCAGGCUGGAUCGAUGCGACGCGUGAAAUGUGUGUCCAGAGUGCUCGCAGCGUUGCCCAAACUCUGAAGUUUGUGGCCAGCCUCGUCGACAUGGAUACGGUUGUCUUUGCCGACUCGGCGCUCCCAAUCUGCGUUUACGAAUGUGUUCGCGUUCGACUACAGUACGCAUUCCUUCUCCCACCAGCCCCACAGGCCGCCGAGUUGGCAGAGCUUUCGGCCGACACCGAGGUCCUCUUCAUGUUCCUCGACCACAUGUCGCUCUAUUUGGGUAACGCGCGUUGGUUGCUCAAGGAGACGCGCCGGAUGCUUCGUCGCCAUGGCCUUGACGGCGGUGCACACUCGGACACGUCUGGUGCUGCCAGUCCUGGUGGACAGGACCCAUGGUCUCGUCGUGUACGAGGACUGCGUGAGAAUGGCCCCCGCCGCCCCCAACUGCCUCAUGCGUACAUCCAACAGGAGCACGCUGCGCUCAACCACCAGCUCGGUCUCCCUGGUCUCAACGGCGUGCCAAACGGUAUUCAAAAUGGCAACAACAUGGGCAUCCCGCAUCAGUCUGGCUCUGGGCCUGGCAUGCUUCCGAGCCCCCAGGCGCCUAUCAUGUACCAAGAACCGCAAUCGUACUCGGGCUGGUCCAACACCCCGUCAAUGAGCGGACCGGACGAGGUUGUGGCGUUCCUGAAUCAAUACUCACAGUCGACGGGUGGCAGCAGUGGCUUCGUCGGCACCGGGUCAUGGGGUGACUGGGUUGCGUUUGGAUUUGACGCGACUCUGGACGGCUCUCAGAGCCUCCCGGUGUAG